Zophobas morio is the source of this 808-nucleotide messenger RNA. RefSeq names its product probable histone-lysine N-methyltransferase set-23. The coding region runs from base 16 to 795 and encodes 259 amino acids. The transcript has a single exon. Gene Ontology annotation, molecular function: histone methyltransferase activity; protein binding; zinc ion binding. Gene Ontology annotation, cellular component: nucleus. Lineage: Eukaryota; Metazoa; Arthropoda; Insecta; Coleoptera; Tenebrionidae. The record is from RefSeq and is a predicted model, not a curated record.
UCACUCUACAACAAAAUGGCCGAUUUGUGGGACGAAUACGAUCACCCCGACGAUCAAAUAACUUACGUAGUGGAAAGUUUGAGGUCAAGCGGGGUUGAAAAGUCGAUUACGCACGAAUAUUUGGGUUGUAAUUGUGAAGAUAAAUGUAUCCCGGAGACUUGUUCGUGUUUACUACGAAGUGGGGGUCACUAUUCGUACGAAGACAAAUCGCAACUUCAAAACUACAGUUUAGUUAUCACCGACAAGAAUAAACCCGUUUAUGAGUGCAGCCCCAAUUGCAAGUGCGAACCAUCGAGGUGUGGUAACAGAUUGGUCAGUUUUGGGCCACGAAGCAACCUAAAAAUUGUAACAACACCCAAAGGGUUGGGUUUAAGUACGGAGAGAGACAUCGAGACUGGCAAUUUCAUAUGUGAGUAUGCAGGUGAAGUGAUAACGCGCGAUGACGCUCACAAACGGUUCAAAAAAUAUCAAGAAAUGAACUUCAACCACAACUAUAUUUUCUGCAUUAAUGAGAAUUUCGGCGAUAGAAAUAUUAAAACUUUUGUCGAUCCGACGUUCUACGGGAACAUUGGGCGCUAUAUUAAUCACAGUUGUGACCCAAAUUGUCUACUAGUCCCGGUGAGAGUCGAAGAUGAAGUGCCCAAACUAUGUAUCUUCGCGAAGGAAAAAAUUGAGGUGAUGAACGAACUCACGUUCGACUAUGGCGAAGGUGAUGGUAACAUCUCUGAGAAAAAAAAGUGCCUGUGUAUGUCCCACAAGUGCAGGAAAUAUUUGCCCUUUGAUGGUACCAUUUAAUACUUACUGAAGA